Messenger RNA from Lagenorhynchus albirostris (white-beaked dolphin), 2092 nucleotides. RefSeq names its product egl-9 family hypoxia inducible factor 3 (gene EGLN3). Bases 339 to 1058 code for a protein of 239 amino acids. Gene Ontology annotation, cellular component: nucleus; cytoplasm. The transcript is spliced from 5 exons. The record is from RefSeq and is a predicted model, not a curated record. Gene Ontology annotation, molecular function: L-ascorbic acid binding; ferrous iron binding; peptidyl-proline 4-dioxygenase activity. NCBI's taxonomy places the organism in Eukaryota, Metazoa, Chordata, Mammalia, Artiodactyla, Delphinidae. Gene Ontology annotation, biological process: peptidyl-proline hydroxylation to 4-hydroxy-L-proline; cellular response to hypoxia.
UCAGGGGCUGGACCUCAGCCUCUCCCCGCCUGGGGCCGCCGCCGCGCCAGUGGUGGCUCCACGUUUCCAAAAGGGGCCCUCCGACUCCUCGCUGGGCCAGUCCGGCGCUGAGUCGUGGAGCCCCGCACAACUCCCGCUGGUCCCUGAACGGGAUCCCUGCUCCCCAGAGUUGCGAGCAACUUUCCCCUCUCCCUGGUGCCGCGGUGGCUCGGGGACCGUGGCCGCCGCAGGUAGCUGAACUCCGGGCCACUCUCCCUGCGCCUCGGCUGAGCGCGCUCGCGGGUCGCUCUCUCUCCGGGUGCACGCUGGGGGUCCCCGAGCUCGGCUCUGCGGGCGAGAUGCCCCUAGGACAUAUCAUGAGGCUGGAUCUGGAGAAGAUCGCCCUGGAGUACAUCGUGCCCUGUCUGCACGAGGUCGGCUUCUGCUACCUGGACAACUUCCUGGGCGAGGUGGUGGGUGACUGUGUCCUGGAGCGAGUCAAGCAGCUGCACUGCAACGGGGCCCUGCGGGACGGCCAGCUGGCCGGGCCCCGCGCCGGCGUCUCCAAGCGGCACCUGCGGGGCGACCAGAUCACGUGGAUCGGGGGCAACGAGGAAGGCUGCGAGGCCAUCAACUUCCUCUUGUCCCUCAUCGACAGGCUGGUUCUGUAUUGCGGGAGCCGGCUGGGCAAAUACUACGUCAAGGAAAGGUCCAAGGCGAUGGUGGCUUGCUACCCAGGAAAUGGAACAGGUUAUGUUCGACAUGUGGACAACCCCAGCGGUGACGGCCGCUGCAUCACCUGCAUCUACUAUCUGAACAAGAACUGGGAUGCCAAGCUACAUGGUGGGGUCCUGCGGAUAUUUCCAGAAGGGAAAUCGUUCAUAGCGGAUGUGGAGCCCAUUUUUGACAGACUCUUGUUCUUCUGGUCAGACCGCAGGAACCCACAUGAAGUCCAGCCUUCCUAUGCAACCAGAUAUGCCAUGACUGUUUGGUACUUUGAUGCUGAAGAAAGGGCAGAAGCCAAAAAGAAAUUCAGGAAUUUAACUAGGAAAACUGAACCUGCCCUCACUGAGGACUGACCCUGAUCUGAAAUCCGCUGGCCUCAUUCAUUUUAGUAACAGUUCCUGAAUUCACUUUUAAGAGUUGAGAUCCAAAGAAGGCCACUUCUUUAGUGACUCGGUGAUGAGAACCCCCCUAUUGCUUGCAUCAUUCACAUCCCUGUCUUGCGUACGGUACUUUGUGUUUUCUUGCCAAGACUCCAUCUACCUUCAGACACUCUCUUUGCCAGAUGAACUCACUUGCUAACUCCAGAAAUACCUGCAGACGACCUAGCUGGCCAGCGGUUUCAUUGUCAGAUUUGGUAAUCCUGGGUAUCAAAGCAAGAACCUGGAAGCACAGGCGAGGGACUGAAUCUUACUUGCACUUUAUGUACACUUCCUGAUUUGAAAGGAGGAGGUUUGCAAAGAAGUUAGACGGUGACAGAUGCCACAGAGAGGCAUCACUGAAGCCUUAACAGCAGGAAACAGAAAUUUGUGUCAUCUGAACAAUUUCCAGAUGUUUUUAAUCCAGGGCUGUUGGGGUUUCUGGAGGAUUAUCACAACCUAAUGACGUUAUUACCUCUAGAAAGGGCUGCUGUCAUAGUCAUCAAUUUCUAAAUAUCCUGUGGGUGGACACUCCUUUUUCCUGGUCCUGCAAACUGGACUUGCUGCCUCUGCCCCAUUUUGCUGAAAAUAUGACUUUCUGAUCAAAGAUGACAACACCAUUUAUUUUCUAUUUUCACUUCUGACUUAGAGAACCUAAUUCAUUCAUUGUUCUGGUUGCUUUGUUGAAAUGAAAUCUGAAUUUAAAUCAAGGGGAAAAAAUCUUCCUGGUAGUUUAGAGCCAACAGCCUCUGAUAAUGGUGUCAAAAGACCUGGGUCUACUGAUAUACAAUAAACGUGUGCAUCUUGAAUGAUUUAAGAUUGGAGAUGGAGUUGGAAAUGUGGGCAUUCCUGUUUUUCAGUUUUCCUUUCUAAUGAGCUCACCUUUCUUCUUUAACAAAAUAAGAAAAUCACAAAAACUAGGGCACUGUAUUUUAAAAAGGAAAUGGAAAUAAAACAAAAAAUCCUGAAAA